Messenger RNA from Rhodofomes roseus, 1248 nucleotides. Its product is annotated as acetyl-CoA acetyltransferase. Gene Ontology annotation, molecular function: acetyl-CoA C-acetyltransferase activity. Lineage: Eukaryota; Fungi; Basidiomycota; Agaricomycetes; Polyporales; Fomitopsidaceae. The transcript has 5 exons. Gene Ontology annotation, biological process: fatty acid beta-oxidation. Bases 1 to 1248 code for a protein of 415 amino acids. The record is from RefSeq and is a predicted model, not a curated record.
AUGCUAGCUGCACGCCUCGCCUCCUCUCCCUCUGCGCCCAUCUCUGCUUCACGCCGUCUAGCCUCCUUUGUUCGCCAUAUGUCUUCUCACGAAGUUGUUAUUGUCUCUGCCUCGCGCACCCCUGUCGGCUCCUUCAAUGGCAACCUGAAGGCCCUGACUGCCCCUCAGCUCGGUGUCACCGCCCUCAAGCACGCAAUCGAGAAGUCGAAGGUCAACCCCGAACUCAUUGAGGAGAUUUACUACGGCAAUGUCGUACAGGCUGGUGUUGGCCAGUCGCCCGCCCGGCAGGUCGCACUCGGUGCAGGCUUGAGCCCGAAGUCAGACGCGACGACCGUCAACAAGGUCUGCGCGAGCGGCAUGAAGGCAGUCAUGCUCGCGGCGCAGACUAUCCAGACGGGCUACAAGAGUGUCGUCGCUGCAGGUGGUAUGGAGAGCAUGAGCAACGCACCAUUCCUCCUUCCCCGCCAGAACCCUGUAUUUGGCAAGUUCGAGACCAAGGAUGCUCUGCAGACGGAUGGUCUCUGGGACGUCUACAACGACUUUGCGAUGGGCAACUGCGGCGAGGUGGCAGCGGAGAAGCACCAGAUCUCCCGCGAGUCGCAGGACGCGCAUGCUAUCGAGUCCUUCCGCCGCGCCGAGCGUGCAUGGAAGGCGGGCGCGUUUGACGCGGAGAUUGCACCCGUGACGAUCAAGGGCAAGAAGGGCGACACCAUCGUCGCGGAGGACGAGCAGUACAAGCGGGUCAUUUACGAAAAGAUCCCGACGCUCAACCCGGCGUUCAAGAAGGGUGGAAGCAUUACGCCCGCCAACUCAUCACCACUGAAUGACGGCGCGUCUGCUCUGAUUCUCAUGUCUGCGGAGAAGGCGAAGGAGCUUGGUAUCCAGCCUCUGGCGAAGAUCAUCUCCUACGCGGAUGCUGGUCUCGAUCCUAUUGACUUCCCCAUUGCUCCCACCGUCGCGCUCCCGAAGGCGCUUGAGCGGGCAAACCUCAAGCUCGAGGACAUCUCGCUCUUCGAGAUCAACGAGGCAUUCUCCGUCGUUGUCCGGAUAGCCGAGAAGGUGCUCGGUAUCGACCCCGCAAAGAUCAACGUCAACGGUGGUGCGGUCGCGCUUGGUCACGCCAUCGGUAACUCUGGGUCGCGUAUUAUCGUCUCCCUUGUUCACGCGCUGAAGUCGGGCGAGUACGGCGCGGCGGGUGUCUGCAAUGGCGGUGGUGCUGCGUCUGCGAUUGUCAUUCAGAAGCUGUAG